Molecule: messenger RNA, 1475 nt
Organism: Brachypodium distachyon (stiff brome)
Lineage: Eukaryota; Viridiplantae; Streptophyta; Magnoliopsida; Poales; Poaceae
Exons: 8
Coding region: 90-1175 (361 amino acids)
Molecular function (GO): S-adenosylmethionine-dependent methyltransferase activity
Source: RefSeq, a predicted model, not a curated record
GCCUUCGUGGGAGCACGCCACGCCGCACACCCGCUCCCCCUCUCGGAUUUUUCAGUUUUGCCUCCUCUUUAGCACCUUCGGACUCCCCGAUGGCGGCAACCCGAAGCGCGGCCAUCUCUGCCGCCACGAUCGUUGCGCUACGCGGCUUCCGCGGGCGCCGUCUGCCACCCUGCCUCGCGUUACCUGCGCGAGAGGCAUCAGGAGGAGGCGCCACCUCAACCUCUAAGAAGAUUCUCCCGCGCUCUGCUCUGCGUGCCAGCGCCUCCCAAGCCUUCACCGCCGGCGUGCCCGACGAGGCUGUUGCGGAACCUUUGGUGGAAGCGGAGCCGGUGGCCGAGCUGGGCAAACUGGCCUGCCCAAUCUGCUACUACCCGCUCGUAAGCUCGCUCGAUCAGUCCGCGCCGUCAAAAUCCGAUUCUAGCCUUGAAUGUCCUACUUGCAAGAAAGUUUACUCCGACGAGGAUGGUUACUGGGAUCUGACGGUGGCAGUUGGUUCUACCGAGUACUCUGAGUCCAUGCCGGCAGCAACUGAGCUUUUUAGGACCCAACUGGUAUCAUUUCUUUAUGAGAGAGGAUGGCGCCAAAAUUUCAUAUGGGGUGGUUUCCCAGGCCUAGAGAGAGAGUUCGAGAUGGCUAAAACUUAUUUGAAGCCAACAACUGGAGGGAUUAUAGUUGAUGCAAGUUGUGGAAGUGGCUUAUUUUCAAGAUUAUUUGUUACAAGUGAAAUUUAUUCUCUUGUUGUCGCACUAGAUUUCUCAGAGAACAUGUUGAAGCAGUGCAAAGAAUUCAUCAAGCAAGAAAACAUUUCAGAUGAGAGGUUAGCACUGGUGAGAGCUGAUAUAUCGAGACUCCCAUUUGUGAAUGGUUCAAUUGAUGUUGUGCAUGCAGGUGCUGCACUUCAUUGUUGGCCAUCCCCAGCUUGUGCUGUUGCAGAAAUUAGUCGAGUCCUUCGCCCUGGUGGUAUUUUUGUCGCUUCUACUUUCGUAGCAGAUGUCCUUCCACCAGUUGUCCCUUUGUUGAGGAUCGGACGUUCGUACAUUGGUCAACUCACUGGCAAUAAUACCUUCUUAUCAGAAGCAGAGCUUGAAGAUCUUUGCAAGGCAUGCGGGCUGGUUGAUUUCACAUUUGUCAGAAAUGGAUUCUAUAUUAUAUUCUCUGCUACUAAAACAAACUAGUUAAAUAACUAUAGGGUAAGCUGUAACUCCAUCGCACAAUUGCGUAUAUUUUACAUCGGUUCUUAAUUGAAUGAAUGAAUUGUACUUUACUUUAAAUAUUUUAUUUUGUUGUCACAGGUGUUUGUAUGCAUGUCCUUUAGUUUUGCUUAAGGGUAGUCUGAUGUGUAUAUACUGAUACAUAAGUUUUACUUGAUCAACCCAAUUGUGAGAUUGAUCAUAUCAAUUCAUUGUGUAAAGCAAGAGAGGUCUUUAAACCUGUAUGUGAGAAAUAUGAAAUGAAAUGUCUGUAUAUCCUGGUCA